Messenger RNA from Caenorhabditis bovis, 1743 nucleotides. Lineage: Eukaryota; Metazoa; Nematoda; Chromadorea; Rhabditida; Rhabditidae. The record is from the annotation of a GenBank genome assembly.
AUGAAAAUCAGAGAGAAAGAAGAUGAGGAAGGGCUAUUGAAUAGAAAAUCGAUUUCGUCAUCGGUUUUCAUUGAUGAUCGAUCGGACGAUGAUUUGAACGAAAAAUCAGAUGAUUCGGACUUUUCGCCGUGGCCUCACGUUUUCAACCUGGCCAAUUGCAUUAUUGGAGUUUCUGUGCUAGCAAUGCCAUAUGUAUUUCAGCAGUGCGGAAUCCUAUUAGCAUCAUUAAUGAUCGCUCUGUGUGCCGUAAUUACGAAAUUGACCUGCCAUUUUCUUGCUACAUCCGCUUUUAACACAAAAUCGGCUUCUUACGAAAGUUUGGCCCUUGCGACUCUCGGCUCCGCUGGCCGUCGUUUUGUUGAGUUAUGUCUUCUUUCCUAUUUGGUCUCUUCCAUCGUCGCUUUUAUUGUGGUUAUUGGUGAUAUUGGACCGCAUGUUGCCGCUGAAUAUCUUGAACUUGAAGCACCAACUCAGCGUCUUCGAAUUCUUGUAAUGCUGUUCGUUGUCAUUUUCAUUAUUCUGCCAUUGUCGAUUAUCGAUGAUUUGAAGAAAUUCUCAGUGAUCAGCUCGUUAGCUUGUUUGUUUUAUGCGUCAUUUGUCGUCAGAAUGGUUCUUGAAUCUCUUCCGACAAUUUAUGAAGGCGAAUGGAGCAUUCACGUUGUGUGGUGGAGGCCUCAAGGAUUCCUUACAUGCCUGCCAAUAGUUUGCAUGGCCAUGUGCUGCCAAACUCAACUGUUCCCGGUAAUCUCUUGUAUUCGAAAAGCUUCUGUUGAACGCGUGGACACUGUAGCGUCUCAAUCGAUUAACAUUUGUGCGGCCAUGUAUGCUGCUGUAGGCGUUUUCGGCUAUGUGGCAUUUUAUUCGAAAGAGCUUCAUGGUGACGUUUUGGUGCAAUUUGCGCCCACAUUCGUCACCCAAUCGCUUAAAAUUGCGUUUCUCCUCUCGAUCGCUGUUUCGAUUCCUUUGAUGCUGUUCCCGGCAAGAACUGCGCUGUUCUGUCUCGUUCUGCAGAAAUCCGACAAUCAACUUCAUCUCGAAAAAUCGACGUUUCACAUUUUAACUGCGGUCAUUUUGGUGUGCAAUACAGUUUUGGCUAUCAUGGUUCCAAAUGUGGAAUUCAUUCUCGGAUUGACUGGAGCAUUCAUUGGAAGCUUUGUCUCGACGAUUCUCCCUUCGCUGAUGUUUAUCGGAAUGAAUGCGCACGAGACAAAUCGAGCAAGAAAAUCUGAAACUUCGACAUUGAAUGCCAAGUUAUGCUUGAUUGUGGGGCUCUUCAUUUUGGUGGCGAGCACAUGUGCAAUCUUGUCAGCUGAAAAUAAAACAUCAGUUGUUGAAAAGCCAAAAGCCAAAGAGGAUUCGUCGGAAGAUAAACCGUUCCUGAAAUCGCUGGAAAUUCUUGAAGAACAAGUUCUCGACGCGAAUUUGAAUAUUUCCGCGAAACUUGACGAUAUAUCGGAAUUAGCUGCAAAAGGCAAUGAUUCGGAAGCCGUUCGAAUGCUCGUUGAAAUGAAGGAGCAGCAGCAACUUCAACAGGAACUCAUCGAGAAACAAGGCAAAAUUGUUGAGAAGCUCAACAAAAAGGUCGAGGAGACUGAAAAAGCGGCCACCGGUUUCAAUACUUCUACUAUUGUCACAGUAACCACUACCGUAACCAAUGCUACAGUACCACCACGCGUUGCAGAAUCGACCGUAACUUCGAAUAAUACCGUGAAGACGAAAAACGAUGAUGGUUUAAAAGUUUGA